Exophiala bonariae is the source of this 2181-nucleotide messenger RNA. RefSeq lists its product as uncharacterized. The transcript has 2 exons. Gene Ontology annotation, biological process: DNA-templated transcription; positive regulation of transcription from RNA polymerase II promoter by galactose. Bases 1 to 2181 code for a protein of 726 amino acids. Gene Ontology annotation, molecular function: DNA-binding transcription factor activity, RNA polymerase II-specific; zinc ion binding; RNA polymerase II cis-regulatory region sequence-specific DNA binding. NCBI's taxonomy places the organism in Eukaryota, Fungi, Ascomycota, Eurotiomycetes, Chaetothyriales, Herpotrichiellaceae. The record is from RefSeq and is a predicted model, not a curated record. Gene Ontology annotation, cellular component: nucleus.
AUGUCGGCAUCUGAGAUCUUGCGUCUUCAGAACCGAGUCAGAGAGCUUGAAAACAGUACACGGAACACACGCUCUUAUGGUUCGACCACGUCCGAAAACCACGCUGUCGCGACUCAGCGAUCUCAAAACUCCGCUCUAGGAAUCCUUGCGAGUCUCAGUGAUUUGGAGAGGACCGACGAUAUUAAUCGGGCGCAAAUACACCACACUCCAAAUCAAAACGUUGACAUGUCGACACAUGGCCGUCAGCCUUCAAUAGUGUCUGAUCGUUCUCCUCUAUCAAGCAUUCCAACCUCCCGUUCUGUCAAGGAGAUACCAUCCAUUGAUGGACAUUCCCGACAUUCCCGCCAUGCUGCCUCUAGUGGGAUGAUCGGCUCUCUCCCAGAUCAAGGCCCUAGCCACGAAUACUUUGGUGGAUCAAGUGCCGGAAGUUUUGUCAGCCAGGUCCGCGCAGCGGUGUCGCAGAAAAUGAAUAUUCCCGAACAACGUCCAUUUGCUCGGGAUACCCUUAGUAGCUCUGACACUAUGGGAGUUGAAGCGAAGAUUUCUCCAGCGGCCCCGAUAGAUUUCGUGCUCCCCUCAAGAAGAAGGGCAGAUGAGCUCAUGGAUGUGUACUGGGAGGUUGUGUAUCCUUUGUAUCCCUAUUUGGAUAAGGCGGAAACCAUUCUCAAGUAUCGAGAUUUAUGGAAUGAACGAAGCGACUAUGAGGAGGAUGCAACAUUCAUCUGUGGCUUGAAUGUCAUUUUCGCGCUUUCUUCUCAGCUGAUCGGAGAGACACACCAAAGGGAGAACUCAGCCAAGGUCUUCUUCGAGCGGGCGAAAUCCCUCCUUGACCUCUGGCAUUCGGCGUCUUUCCAAUACAUUCAGGUCUGCCUCCUGCUUGGGCAGUAUUUUCAAAGCACAAAUGAUCCCCAUCAAUGUUGGACGAUCAUUGGGAUGGCAAUUCGCACUGCUCAAAGUCUUGGCCUGCAUCUUCGAGAAACUUCUGAGAGAGCCAAUACCCCUCGGAAGAGAGAGCUUCUUCGCAAAGUAUGGCAUGGGUGUAUCAUAAUGGACCGUGUUUCAUCCAUGACUUACGGCAGGCCAACCACGAUUGACAAGAAACUUGCAGCUGCAGUCCCACGGCCAUUGGGAAUUGAUGAGGAUAGACUGCAAGACUUUGGUCGUGUACCAACGCCUAACGAACCAUCUUUGAUCGAUUUCUUCGUUGAGACGUUAUCGUUAUAUGAGAUUCUCUAUGAUAUACUCAUUGCCUUCUACUCUUCUUCGAUGACAGAAGAUAAUUUUGGUGAAGGUAGGUGGGCAAGAUACUUUGGAGGUUCUGAACCGGACACGAAUUGGAGUCCAUCUGUCCACGCAAUUGAUCGCAGGCUCGUCCGUUGGGAAGCCAAUCUGCCUGCUCAUCUGAAGACGGAACGGUCUUCAAGUCGUCCAGAGACCAACAAGUACUUCAUACGGCAGGCGACAAUCCUACGCCAGCGCUACCUUCAUAUUCGACUGCUUGCCCUCCGUCCCGUGCUCUCUGCAUAUGUGGCGGCAGAAACGAGUAAUGCUGAUACUUCCAGCACCUUCGACGGGAUUCUAACGCAACGCAUUGCCUUACAAUGCGCUGUUGUUUGUGUCACCGUUGCCCAAGAGACCAUAGACCUAGCAUAUACCCGACGAUCGGGUGAUCCGACCGCGGUAGGCCCAAUCGCAGCUUGGUGGUACAACGUCCUGUUCGUGUACAGUGCGGCAACAGUUUUGAUCGCGGGUAAACUAUGCCCAUCCAUUCUGACAGAGAUACCCGAGAAGUCGAUAUCUCGCUCAUGGCAUCGAGCCAUAGAAAUCCUGGAACAUUAUCAGUCUUUCGGCCCGGUGAUCAAGCAGCUCGUAGCUGCGCAACAUGUUCUUUUCAGUACUUUGCCGGAGCACUACUCACAGGCCAAAGGAUCGAGACCGCCAGGGGAUGGCUCAUACCAAACUGGUUGCAGUGGUAACAAUGUGCUUACUUCUGCAAGUCGCCAGGUUGAGCAGAUGCGCGCCGAGACUUACAGCGCGCUGCAGUCUAACGCGGCGAUCGAAGAAACCGACAACUCUACAUCCUCCUUGGGUCUCAAUAACCCAAAUUUUGAUUACGAUUUCGAUUUCGUAUUCGACAGUAAUGACCUAUCGUGGCUCAACAGUAUGCCAUUUGAAUUAUGA